AUUAAUUAAUCCAAAACCCAUUAACUAAUGCCAUUAUUUUCACUAGGAUUUUCUUUCAUAGCUUGAUAUGAGAGAGAGAGAGAGAGGGGGAUUUAGUUUUUACUUGAGGGCUUGGUGAUUGGUUCUUUUCCAUGUUCCCCUUUCCGGGGAUUCUUCUCUUUUCCCCAUGAAUUUUCAAAAUAUCUUUUUGGGCUUUGGGCUUUGCUUUCUUUUGUGGUCACUUUCUCUCUCUCUAUCUCAACCAUGUGGGUUCCAUGCUUCUGUCUCCGAAGGAAAUGUGAAACAUCACCCUGCUGAGUUUUUGAUCUCCGGGCCUGACUUUUUGAGAUGUGGUUUCUGAGCCUCAGAACACACUGCAGAGCAUGUUUAGCUUAGUUCUCUGUUUCAUGUCAGCAUAUCCAUUCAUUUCCUCUGCAAAUCCGGCUUCUUUCAAUGACUCCCUUCUUCUAGGGUUCUCUUCCAUCUGAUUUCACUCUGCCAAGCUGGAGGCUCAUAACUGGCUCAUGAAGAAUUUUACUUGAGAAAAUCUUUUUCCCAUUAUUGCAAAAGCAAAAGAAAAAAAAAAUGGAAUCUGGAGUUAUGUUCUACUCAGUUGAUGAGUUCAGAUUGGACCCCAAAUGGCUGAUUGAUCCUAAGCAUCUUUUUGUUGGGCCACAGAUUGGAGAGGGAGCUCAUGCUAAAGUCUAUGAGGGAAAAUAUAAAAACCAAACUGUUGCUAUUAAAAUUGUACACAAGGGAGAAACUGCAGAUGAUAUCGCUAAGAGAGAAGGGCGUUUUGCAAGGGAGGUGGCAAUGUUGUCUAGAGUGCAACAUAAGAACUUGGUGAAGUUUAUUGGUGCUUGUAAGGAGCCAGUAAUGGUGAUAGUCACUGAGCUGCUAUUAGGAGGAACAUUGCGUAAGUAUUUGCUUAACAUGCGUCCCAAAUGCUUGGAUAGACAUGUUGCCAUUGGUUUUGCACUUGAUAUAGCACGUGCUAUGGAGUGCCUGCAUUCCCAUGGGAUCAUCCACCGUGAUCUUAAACCUGAUAACUUGCUGUUGACUGAAGACCAGAAAACAGUGAAGCUAGCAGAUUUUGGUUUAGCAAGAGAAGAGUCAUUAACCGAGAUGAUGACCGCUGAAACAGGAACUUAUCGCUGGAUGGCUCCAGAGUUGUAUAGUACUGUCACACUGAGGCAAGGGGAGAAAAAGCAUUACAACCAUAAAGUUGAUGCUUAUAGUUUUGCAAUUGUGUUGUGGGAGCUCUUACACAACAAAGUUCCUUUUGAAGGCAUGUCAAACCUUCAGGCAGCAUAUGCUGCAGCCUUUAAGAAUGUAAGGCCAAGUGCAGAGAAUCUUCCUGAGGAAUUGGCUCUAAUUCUUACUUCAUGCUGGCAAGAGGACCCAAAUGCCAGACCCAACUUCACCCAGAUAAUCCAAAUGCUCCUAAAUUAUCUUUACACUGUUGCACCUCCUGAACCCAUGAUUCCUUCAAGAAUAUUCACUUCUGAGAACACUGUGUUGCCACCAGAGUCUCCCGGAACUAGCUCCUUAAUGGCAAAACGUGAUGACACAGGCGAUACACCAAGAGCAAAGGACGAAGUCAAGCCUAAUGGUUUUCUUUGCUGCUUUAGUCAGUGUUAUUAACUUUUGAAAUCAGGUCUGAGUUAAAAAUGACAAAAAAUAUUAGAUAGAAUCUAGUCCAAAGUGAUCAUUUUGACAACUCGGUAAAUGUUCAGAUAAAAAUACCUUUGCAAUUCCAGUAAAAUUUAGUUCUUUUUUCUGCAA
Vigna unguiculata (cowpea) is the source of this 1764-nucleotide messenger RNA. RefSeq names its product serine/threonine-protein kinase STY13-like. Gene Ontology annotation, molecular function: ATP binding; protein kinase activity. Gene Ontology annotation, cellular component: cytoplasm. Lineage: Eukaryota; Viridiplantae; Streptophyta; Magnoliopsida; Fabales; Fabaceae. The record is from RefSeq and is a predicted model, not a curated record. Gene Ontology annotation, biological process: signal transduction; protein phosphorylation.